AUGAAGGGCCUUGCCGAUUGCGGCGGGCAGCUGGCAGUGCGAGACCUUCUGGAGCAGUCUGCCGCCGCCCUGCCUGAGGCCAACGCGGCGCAGGCCACCCGAUUGCUGUUUGCAUGCGCGAAGCUGGGCCAUCGCCCGGAUGAGACCUUCUUGCAGGCCUGGUUGGAACGGGCGCAGCAGCUCGACUUCGAGCCACAGGAGCUUCAUCUCUGCAUCAGCAGUUCGAAGAAGCUGAACUUCACCGAGGGCCAGGCGAUGAUGACGUCCAUGCGCCAGGCGAAGACGCAGACAAGAGUAUCCACAGAGUAG
Messenger RNA from Symbiodinium natans, 309 nucleotides. The record is from the annotation of a GenBank genome assembly. Lineage: Eukaryota; Dinophyceae; Suessiales; Symbiodiniaceae.